UUAAUGUUCAGAAAAAAAAUGGGAGAUAGAGAUGAGCUCCAUGUAUUGGCAGUUGAUGAUAGUGUUAUUGAGAGAAAGUUCUUGGAGAUAAUGCUCAAGAAAUCACAUUAUAAAGUAACUACAGCAGAAAAUGGAUUGAGAGCAUUGGAGCAACUAGGAUUGAUUGGAGAUGAAAAUCCAAGCACAAUGGAAGGAAAUGAUCUGAAGGUCAAUCUCAUAAUCACAGACUAUUGUAUGCCAGGAAUGACAGGAUAUGAAUUAAUGAAGAAGAUUAAGGAGUCACCAAACUUGAAGACAAUCCCAGUAGUGAUCAUGUCAUCAGAAAACAUUCCAACCAGAAUAAAAAAGUGCUUAGAAGAUGGAGCUGAAGAGUUCAUGCUGAAACCUCUGCAACAGUCUGAUGUUCUCAGAUUAAGAAACCAUGUACCAUAACAAUUUAGUCUUCAGAAAUAAAGAUCACUUUUUUUGAUUGACAAUUGAGAAAUAGAAACUAUAAAAAGAAAGAAAAUUUAAAAAAAAACAUAAAAAAACAAAAAUCAAUGGAAAUGAGUGUGGUGGUGGUUGUGAUGAUGGUGCCUGUAAUCAUCCAAGCCAAAACAUUGCAAGAUUGGGUAACAUGCCAGAAAAGCACACCUUCCAAACAUUCUAAACACUGAAGAAACUAAGUAACAGGGACAACAACAGCAGGACAAGAAUGGAUCAUCAUAUGGGCUUGGAUUUCCAUGGUGAUGAUGAUGAUGAUGAUGAUGGUGAGCCAUGAUGAUGAAGAAGAAGAAGAAGAAAGGAAUAAACUUUAAGAUGAAGAUGAGUUCAAAUCAGUUCAAGAACAUAUAAAAGACAUACCUUUGCAUGAAUCAAAGUUUUUGCUUUUC
This is a messenger RNA of Dioscorea cayenensis subsp. rotundata (Guinea yam), 872 nucleotides long. RefSeq names its product two-component response regulator ARR17-like. The record is from RefSeq and is a predicted model, not a curated record. The transcript has 5 exons. Gene Ontology annotation, biological process: phosphorelay signal transduction system; cytokinin-activated signaling pathway. Lineage: Eukaryota; Viridiplantae; Streptophyta; Magnoliopsida; Dioscoreales; Dioscoreaceae. Bases 4 to 432 code for a protein of 142 amino acids.